AUGCUUCGAAGACCGCCAACGACGUCGGAUGGUAAAGUUGUCGACAGGCUAUCCGAGAGUACUCGAGUCAACAAGCCGUUCAAACCGCCUACGGUCGCCAAACCAGUAGAACGUGUCCAACCUCAGCGGAAGCGCAAACGUGUCUCGUAUGCCGGUCAACAGAACGAGGACAGUGACUCUGACGACGAUGGGAACUCUAAGAAGAAGAAGAAAUCGGAUGGAGGGAAGGACAAGGAUGGGAUUUACCACAAUGAGGACGAGCUGUGGGCUAUGCACAAGAAAUACCCGGUGUACAAGCCCAAGCCUUUCGAUCAGAUAACCCGACGGUUCUCUCUGCCGACCAUGAGGAGUAAGGAUGGGUCCAUAGUACCGCUGGUACCGACUGGUGCAUCAUUAGGAACACGACCACCUGCAAAGAUCAUCCCACGACCUCUCCAUGACCCAAUGGAAGACCAUGCCAUUGUUCUCUACGACCCCACGAUUGACGACCGAGAGACGGAUGAAGAAAGACAAGAGAGGUUGAAGCAGGAGGCGAAAGAGAAGGCAGAGCAGGAAGCAAAGGAGAAGACAGCAGGGCUGUACAAUCCUCACAAGAGCUUGAAGAAGUUAUUGGGAGAGACUGAGAAGGACAAGGCCAAGGUGGAUAAAGUGCCGGUUGUUAUCGACCCUCGUCUCUCAAAGGUGCUGAGGCCGCACCAAGUGGAGGGUGUCAAGUUCUUGUAUCGCUGUACAACCGGUAUGGUCGAGGAGAACCAGUAUGGGUGUAUCAUGGCAGACGAGAUGGGUCUCGGAAAGACGCUGCAGUGUAUAGCGCUGAUGUGGACACUCCUCAAACAAUCACCACACCCGGGAAGACCGACAAUAGAGAAAUGUAUUAUCGCAUGCCCCUCCAGUUUGGUCAAGAACUGGGCCAACGAACUCACGAAAUGGCUGGGCAAGGAUACAGUUACACCUCUGGCUAUCGAUGGCAAGGGCGGUAAGGCAGAGUUAUUAGAGAAGGUUGCUCGAUGGGUUGCUGCUCGGGGGCGCAACGUGACGCAGCCGGUUAUGAUUGUCUCGUACGAAACUCUGAGGACCCUUACUGUCUACCUCGCUGGUUGCAAGAUUGGGUUGCUCCUAUGUGAUGAAGGGCACCGGCUUAAGAACUCCGAAUCGCUGACUUUCCAAGCCUUGAACUCUUUGGAUGUCAAUCGGCGGGUCAUCUUGACUGGUACUCCCAUCCAGAACGAUCUUUCCGAAUACUUCUCCCUCCUCAACUUCGCCAAUCCCAAUUUCCUUGGUUCAAAGAACGACUUCAGGAAGAACUUUGAGAAUGCUAUCAUUCGAGGACGCGACUCUGAUGCUAGUGACGCGGUGAAGGCUGCAAGCGAAGCUAAACUCAAGGAACUCGGUGGGCUGGUGAUGAAGUUCAUCAUCCGACGUACCAACGACCUGCUUUCCAAAUACUUGCCUGUCAAGUACGAGCAGGUGGUCUUUUGUGGUCUAUCGGAUUUCCAACUGGCUCUGUACCGACUUUUCAUCACCUCACCCGAGAUUAAGGCCCUGCUGCGUGGAACCGAGUCACAGCCGCUCAAAGCCAUUAACAUUCUGAAGAAACUUUGCAACCAUCCAGAAUUGUUGGAUCUCCCUAAGGAUUUGAAAGGAAGCGACCAUCUCAUCCCAGAAGGCUUCGUCGGUGCUGGUCAGCAGCAGCAAGGCCGAGGUGCAGGGCGCAACGUCGGCGUCCGUUGCGACUGGAGUGGAAAGUUCCUCGUACUCGAGCGGUUAGUCCAUUCUGUCCGCGCAGGUCCAUCCGUUACUGAACCCUCCAACAGAUUCCUUCACCAGAUCCACACGCAGACAAAUGACAAGAUUGUACUGAUUAGUAACUAUACCCAGACACUCGACUUGUUCGAGAAGUUGCUGAGAAGCAAGAAGUAUGGUUACUUCAGGUUGGAUGGAACCAUGUCCAUCACCAAACGGCAGAAACUAGUGGAUCAGUUCAACGAUCCGAACGGGAAGGAAUUCAUCUUCCUGCUUAGUAGUAAGGCUGGAGGAUGCGGUAUCAACUUGAUUGGCGCCAAUCGGCUUAUCCUCUUUGAUCCUGAUUGGAAUCCUGCUGCUGAUCAGCAAGCGUUGGCUCGUGUGUGGCGUGACGGCCAAAAGAAAGAGUGCUUCGUCUAUCGGUUCAUUUCGACUGGUACAAUCGAAGAGAAGAUCUUCCAGAGACAGGCUAGUAAGCAAGCAUUGUCAUCUGCGGUUGUGGACGAGAAGGAGGACACGGAGCGACAUUUCUCGCUCGACUCGUUACGUCAACUAUUCACCUUUAACGAGAAGACAUUGUGUGACACGCACGAGACUUUCAAGUGCAAGCGAUGCAAAGACGGGAAGCAGAUGGUCAAGUCGCCCGCUUUGCUUUAUGGUGAUGCUAGCACUUGGAACCACUUUACGAAUCCCGAGCUCAAGAACAACCACGAUGAUCUUCUGCGGGCCGAAGUUGGACUGCCCGAAGUUUCUUUCGUUUUCCAAUACAUCAGUCAUUAG
Messenger RNA from Coprinopsis cinerea okayama7#130, 2523 nucleotides. RefSeq names its product SNF2 family domain-containing protein. The transcript has 10 exons. Lineage: Eukaryota; Fungi; Basidiomycota; Agaricomycetes; Agaricales; Psathyrellaceae. Gene Ontology annotation, cellular component: nucleus. Bases 1 to 2523 code for a protein of 840 amino acids. The record is from RefSeq and is a predicted model, not a curated record. Gene Ontology annotation, biological process: reciprocal meiotic recombination; double-strand break repair via synthesis-dependent strand annealing. Gene Ontology annotation, molecular function: DNA translocase activity; ATP-dependent chromatin remodeler activity; ATP binding.